Messenger RNA from Penicillium verhagenii, 294 nucleotides. RefSeq lists its product as uncharacterized. The transcript is spliced from 4 exons. NCBI's taxonomy places the organism in Eukaryota, Fungi, Ascomycota, Eurotiomycetes, Eurotiales, Aspergillaceae. Bases 1 to 294 code for a protein of 97 amino acids. The record is from RefSeq and is a predicted model, not a curated record.
AUGACCUUGGAUGCAGGCCCCAAAUUGAAGCUGCUGAAGGAGUCUAUAAGUCUUGUCAAACAAAACAGUAUAGUCUCGUCAUCUGGUCGAGAAUACAGCGUUGAUUUCAUUGUCUUGGCAACAGGUUUUGAGUUCACUCAAUGGCAAGCCCACUCAGUGGUCGGCCGACGCGGCAAAACAUUGCAGCAACACUGGGACAGCAUGGGUGGAGCUGGAGCUUAUCAGACGGUGGCGCUCGACCCAUCCUCAGACGGCAGGCAGGCUCAGUUGAGGUUUGCCAGCAAGCAGAAAUGA